This is a messenger RNA of Acanthosepion pharaonis, 534 nucleotides long. Lineage: Eukaryota; Metazoa; Mollusca; Cephalopoda; Sepiida; Sepiidae. The record is from the annotation of a GenBank genome assembly.
AUGGAUACAUCUAUGGCUAUCGCCGAUGAAAGAGCUAAGGAUUCAAACUGGGCCAAAAAAAAAAGAGAACUAUCCUACUCUUUCUUUAAUUCUCUCUUACUCUCUCUCUCUCUUUCUCUCACUCUCUCUCACUUUCUCUUUCUCUCUCACUCUCUCUCUUUCUCUCACUCACUCUCUCUUUCUCUUUCUCUCUCACUCUCUCUCUUUCUCUCACACUCUCUCUUUCUCUCUGUCUCUCUCUUUCUCUCACUCUCUCUCUCUUUCUCGAAAUUUAGCAAGCCUCUUUUAGAUGUGGCACAAGGCCGCAAGAGCACUCAGAUUCACUUGGAUUAUAUACCAACGGAAUAUCUAUCUAUCUAUCGAUCUAUCUAUCUAUCUAUCUAUCUAUCUCCUCUUUUCACAUUCUUUCGAACGCUCCGCUCAACCCUUCCCAUCAACCGAGGCAGCUCCACCCCACCAUCCCGACCCCAACUUACGCGCCUCACCACCAUCCCACCUCCUCUUCCUCUCCUCAUCCUCCUCUACUACUACUGA